AUGUUGAAAGCAAUAACGACAGUAACAAUUUUAACCAUCAUUUUAGUUUAUUUUAUACUUCUAUCUCUUACUUAUCCGUCCGUUUGCUGGUUCAAACACCGACCAACUGAGGAAAAUGAUCACCCUCAACCUCCUAGCGUUACAUUUAUUUCUAAGCGCUCCACGAAAUCUUGCUUAAAACACUAUACAUUUCAUCUCAUGCCUAUGCCUUUGAAAAUCAUCAUGUCUAACCAAGCAAAAAUCGUUCGUAUACCUUCGACUAUUCGUAUCGAAACAAAACAAUCUCUACCAUUUCCAACACUGAACUCAUCCGAGGAUGCUCCUUUUACUCUGUCUAUUACUGGUGCAUUUGAUCUGAUAAAUCAGGCCGUUUAUCCAUACUUAGGCAUCGAUGAAUCAUAUCAAUUGAAUAUAACUUCAGAUAAUCGUGCCCUCUUAGUUGCAAAAACGUACGUUGGCGUUAUUCGUGGUCUGUCAACUUUUCAACAGUUACAAGCUCAAGAGUUGAUACCUAUUCCACUUACAAUUGUUGAUCAACCACGAUUUAUUUGGCGUGGUCUAAUGCUCGAUGUUGCACGUCAUUUUAUUCCUAUUUCAAUCAUUCAGCAAACCAUUGAUUUCAUGAAACUUGUCAAAAUGAAUGUUUUACAUCUACAUUUGACCGAUGAUCAAGGUUUUCGUAUGGAAUCAAAACAAUUUCCACGACUACACGACUCGUCCCAAUUUUAUUCUCAAUCCGAUAUUCGCGAUCUAAUUGAAUAUGCUCGAUUACGAGCUAUUCGUAUUGUACCUGAAUUUGACAUGCCGGCACAUACAGCAUCAUGGUUUGUUGGUUAUCCACAUUUAUCGAGCGGUCAAAAAACUUCGUAUCAAUUGGAGACGAUUUGGGGUGUCCAUAAUGCCACUAUGGAUGCCACUCGACAAGGUACCUACGAUUUUCUCGAUCAGUUCUUUGCGGAAAUGACACAGAUCUUUCGUGACCAGUAUUUUCAUAUUGGCGGUGAUGAAUGUGCACCGCAUGAAUGGUUGGCAUCGGAUUCAAUAAAAAAAUUCAUGCAAGAUAACAAAUUGUACAGUCAUCAAAAUUUACAAGGAUACUUUACAAAACGUGUAGAAAAACUAUUAGAAAAAUAUAACCGUACCAUGAUGGGCUGGGAUGAAAUAAGCUCUGUAGAUCUUUCUCGUCAAUCCUUAAUUCAAUCGUGGCGUAGUCAAAUGUCUCUUAUUGAUGCAGCUCAUCGAGGUUAUCAUGCUAUUCUUUCACAUGGUUUCUAUCUCGAUCACAUGUCGCCAGCUAGUUAUCAUUAUAGUAAUAAUUUACACUUUGAUACUAUGCUCAAUAAAAAGAAUCAAGAGUAUAUUCUCGGCGGUGAAGCGUGCCUAUGGACAGAAUAUAUAAAUGCAGAUAUGGCACAUUCGCGUCUUUGGCCCCGAACAGCAGCGAUCGCUGAACGCUUAUGGUCAACGUCUUACGAUCAAAUUGACUGUAUGUAUGACAGACUUAACCAAUUAGAUACGAAGUUCUUUCAUCCAAACGAUCAACAGUAUAUUCAAAGUUUAGCAAAACUAGCAUCAAAUGUCACCGCUUUGAAAUUACUCGCAGAUCUGUGUGAACCAUUGGGUUUACAUGGACGUGAUCAGAAGCGCAAUUAUACCAGUCGCACUAACUUGAAUCGUUUCGUCGAUCUUUUGAGACCUGAAAGUAAACGAACUCGACAAUUGAUAAAAGUCAACAAACCCUCGCUGUUGUAUUCGACGUUUCUCUCAUGGAAAAUGAAUAAAAUCUAUAUUGAUUCGAAUGCAACAGAAAUCCUGCAACUUUCGGAAAAUUUACUACAGUUAGGUGAAAUCGGUAUUCGUCUUUUGAGACUUUUCAACGCAAAUCAGCAGCGACCAGUCGUUUCAUCACGAUGGUAUUCGUACCAGUUAUAUCUACUGAAUGCGUUAGAAUAUCAAGUACCUGAAAUACGUUUAGCCGGUGUACGUGUUGUCAAAGACCUACUUGAAGAAAUUGACUACUGCGCAUUUGAUCUACUCAAUCUUAGUCUGCUUCUGUUUUUUCCUCUAAUCAUUCUCAUCGCACAACGAGUUAGUAUAAUCCGACGACGUCUUCUCAUUCCAUGUUUACUGUUUUGUUUUCACAAAUGUGCUCGCUAUUAA
Molecule: messenger RNA, 2160 nt
Organism: Adineta ricciae
Lineage: Eukaryota; Metazoa; Rotifera; Eurotatoria; Adinetida; Adinetidae
Source: the annotation of a GenBank genome assembly